Messenger RNA from Nomia melanderi (Alkali bee), 1212 nucleotides. Its product is annotated as chymotrypsinogen A. The record is from RefSeq and is a predicted model, not a curated record. NCBI's taxonomy places the organism in Eukaryota, Metazoa, Arthropoda, Insecta, Hymenoptera, Halictidae. Gene Ontology annotation, molecular function: serine-type endopeptidase activity. Gene Ontology annotation, biological process: proteolysis.
UUCUGCACAGUCCAUCAUGACUUCUGCAAACGUUAAGUCUGUUUCCUUCGUCGUUGUCGCCCUGACGGUUGUCGGCAGUGUCCUUUGCAGUCCGCUGUUGAUCGGUUCCGCGCUCGUCGUAAAACCGAACGCGCCGAGCAGCAGUCUCUCGGGUAACCAGAGCAGCAGUGAUUUGGGACACUUUCCUGGAGCUGAGGAAGCAGAUGACGCAGACACGGACAGGAUAGUCGGAGGGAGGUACGCGAGGAGGCAUCAGUUCCCGUUCAUGGCUGUGGUGCACCGGCUAUUGGGCGGAGGCUACGUCGCACAAUGCGGCGGAACAAUUAUCUCUCAAAGAUGGGUGCUGACCGCCGGCCACUGCGUGUCGCAGGACCCGCCGCGGAGAUUCAUCGUGGUAUUCGGCGUUAACGAUAAAUCCGGCUUAGGGUACGAUUUCUACCAAGGAUCGGGAGUCGCCAUGAUGACGGAGAGAGGCGCUCUCCACCCAGGCUACCGACCAUCCGUGAACGACGUCGGCUUGCUGUACAUGCCGCGCGAUAUUCCGUUCGGACGAAACAUUCAACCUAUUCGGCUAGCAGGACCAAGUCAAGCGUACGAAGAUUUUGCUGGAAUGAAGGCCACCGUGAUCGGAUGGGGAAAAGAUCAAUCUACCGGCGUGGGAACAAAGUACCUGAAGUACGCCACUCUACCGAUUAUUUCUAGCUCGCAAUGCAGCAUCUACUGGAAUAUUAUUCCGAAGAAACAUGUGUGCACCGUCGCAGGAUAUGGAUCAGAUGCGUGCCAGGGCGACAGCGGCGGUCCAUUGAUCGUCUACAAAAAUGGUGCUCCCCUUCAAAUCGGAGUCGUCAGCUACGGAGACGCAAAUUGCCCCAGCAGCAGACCCGGCGUUUUCUCGAGGGUGACAGGCUACAUCGAUUGGAUUCAACAAGUUACAGGACUAUACUAUGGCGACCAGUGAUAUUAGUCAUUUAAAAAUGCGUCGAACGCCUAGACCAUCAUUUAUACUUGUAAAUAAAUAAAUAUGCAAUGCAGUUUUUGAAGAUCCAUGUUGUGCUUUCCUGCGGCGUUCCAAAAUAUUAAUAAAUAUGCACCAUCGGAUAAUUUUCCGAUGCACAAGCUGUACCAUAAAUUUCAUGUUCAUCUACAUUCAUGUUCACUGUAAAGCAUGGCAACUAAUAACACAGAAAUAACAUUUAAUUCAAACUCAAAAUA